Cydia splendana is the source of this 1497-nucleotide messenger RNA. RefSeq lists its product as uncharacterized. The record is from RefSeq and is a predicted model, not a curated record. Bases 1 to 1491 code for a protein of 496 amino acids. The transcript has 2 exons. NCBI's taxonomy places the organism in Eukaryota, Metazoa, Arthropoda, Insecta, Lepidoptera, Tortricidae.
AUGGCUGUAGACUCUAGCAGCGCACUACAUGGCCGCACUCAUAAACAGCACAUCUACAUGGCUGUAAACAUUAGACCCGAUCUUACCAAUAUCCCUAUUCCUGCCGACAUCACAUUGGCAGACCCAUCAUUUUAUGAGCCUUCCGCUAUCGAUAUUUUAGUCGGGGCGGAAAUAUUUUGGGACGUCUUGGGUACUGCGCGUAUUAAGUUAGGUAAAAAUAAACCUCAAUUACGCGAAUCAUCUUUAGGUUGGCUCGUGUGUGGCUCCAUACCUGCCCUCAACAAAAACACAAACGAAUCUUAUUUUUGUUCGUUCAUCACACAUAAUGAUGACACUAAUCUCACUCGUUUUUGGGAAUUAGACUCGGUGUCUUCUACACAUUGCAUGUCUUAUGAAGAGCAAGCGUGCGAAAAAAGUUUUUUAGAAAAUACCAUUCGGGAUCAAGAUGGCCGCUUCGUUGUGACGUUACCUUUAAAAGAGUCACCGGAAGUACUUGGCUACUCAUAUCAAAUGGCCAAACGCCGUUUCUUGGCAUUGGAGAAACGGCUCGCACGCGACCCUGCCUUCAAAACCUUAUAUUUUGAUUUUAUUCGCGAGUACAUCGACUUAGGUCAUAUGAGCGAAAAUCAAUCAUCAUCAUCAUCAUCUGCGCCAUCAGAAAAAGCAUUUUUCUUUCCACAUCAUGGAAUUUUGCGCUCUAGCACAACUACACGUUUAAGAGUCGUCUAUGACGGUUCGGCUUCCACGACUAGUGGCAAGUCCUUCAAUGACAUCCAAAUGGUUGGCCCGACUGUUCAGGAUGACCUUCUGUCAAUCUUAUUACGCUUCAGACAACAUAAGUAUGUUGUCUCAAGUGACGUUGAGAAAAUGUAUCGAGCCAUAUUAGUACAGCCUUCUCAACGCUCGUUACAACAAAUCAUCUUUAGGUUCGAUCCUUCUGAUCCCUUAAAAACUUACAAAUUGAAUACCGUCACAUACGGGACUGCGUGCGCACCUUACCUUGCAACCAAAUGUCUUGUUUCUCUUGCCGAUGAAUGCCAGGACGUCCGGGUUAAACGCGCGAUACAGCACGACUUUUACGUAGACGAUUUUCUCAGUGGCAGUGACUCCGUAGAAUCAUUGGUUGAGAUUAGUAAGGGUGUAGUCACAACGUUACAAUCUGCGAAGUUUAACUUGCGUAAAUGGCAAUCAAAUUGUCCGGAUCUGUUACAAUCAAUUCUUGAACACAAAGAGGAUAACAGCAAAGCCCUCAACCUUGAUAGCACGUCGCCUUGUAAAACCUUAGGUCUGUACUGGCAAACAGGAACAGACAAACUUCUCUUUUCCAUCGACAUCAAAAUUCCAAAUAAAAUCACAAAAAGAAAUAUCUUGUCUGUCAUAAGUCAAGUGUUUGACCCACUAGGUCUCGUCGGGCCGUGUAUAGUGGAAGCUAAAAUCAUAUUGCAGCGUCUUUGGCUGUUAAAGUGCGAAUGGGACUCUGAGCUCCAUUAGACGUAA